GGACUGUGGCUCGACGUUUGGGAAAAAACAAACUGUCCCUCUUGACCCGCCGUUGAGAUCUGCGCGUGCGCAGUUGAUGUUACUGCCACAUUACCGCCUGAGCCUACGAUGGAAAGGCGCUCAUCCACCAUAGUAUUCAGCACGAUCACUACCUCACUGCACAAUCAAAACGACCUGUCGCGUGAUUCAUGAACAAAUCUGUAUCCAAACCUAGGAGUGGACUCAUCCCAGUAGCCGAGAGCAGCUUUUAUUACACCCUCAGCAGCCACCGGUGUACUGCAUCAGCACUUCUCUUUUGGACAGACAGGUUGACAAUAAACUUGCUUCUGUAAACCCGUUCUCUCCAAUUUGCUCAUCAUGGCAACUGAGGAGAAGAAACCAGACACCGAGGCUACCAAAACACAGCCGGCAUCAGCUGCCUCCGCCAGCCAGACCAAGUCAGCACCUGUGAAGCCAAACUAUACCUUGAAAUUCACAUUGGCUGGCCAUACAAAAGCAGUCUCUUCCGUCAAGUUCAGUCCAAGUGGGGAGUGGCUUGCAAGCUCAUCUGCUGAUAAACUGAUCAAAAUAUGGGGUGCAUAUGAUGGCAAGUUUGAAAAGACGAUAUCCGGACACAAACUUGGCAUCUCAGACGUGGCCUGGUCCUCUGACUCCAACCUCCUGGUCUCAGCUUCCGAUGACAAGACACUGAAAAUUUGGGAUGUGAGCUCUGGGAAAUGUUUAAAGACACUGAAGGGUCACAGUAACUAUGUAUUUUGCUGUAACUUCAACCCCCAGUCCAACCUCAUCGUAUCUGGAUCUUUUGACGAGAGUGUGAGGAUUUGGGAUGUUAAAACGGGCAAGUGUCUCAAGACGUUGCCAGCGCACUCGGACCCCGUCUCUGCAGUGCAUUUCAACAGAGAUGGCUCAUUGAUUGUGUCCAGCAGUUAUGAUGGACUUUGCCGUAUCUGGGACACAGCAUCAGGCCAGUGCCUUAAAACACUCAUUGAUGAUGACAACCCACCCGUGUCAUUUGUGAAGUUCUCCCCCAAUGGCAAAUACAUACUGGCUGCCACUCUGGAUAACACUUUGAAGCUUUGGGACUACAGCAAAGGAAAGUGUUUGAAAACAUAUACCGGUCAUAAAAAUGAGAAGUACUGCAUAUUUGCAAAUUUCUCUGUCACUGGCGGAAAGUGGAUUGUCUCCGGCUCAGAGGACAACAUGGUCUAUAUCUGGAACCUUCAGACCAAGGAGAUCGUACAGAAACUACAGGGGCAUACAGUUUUUGCUGAAACCUUCCUUGCAUGA
Molecule: messenger RNA, 1287 nt
Organism: Carassius gibelio (silver crucian carp)
Lineage: Eukaryota; Metazoa; Chordata; Actinopteri; Cypriniformes; Cyprinidae
Product: WD repeat-containing protein 5-like
Exons: 14
Coding region: 358-1287 (309 amino acids)
Molecular function (GO): protein binding
Source: RefSeq, a predicted model, not a curated record